CAUAAUAAACACACAUACUUGGUGUGAGCAUUCUCUUAGGUGGUUUCCACGCGCUGACAGUUACCAAAGCUGCUAAUCCCACUCUUACAUUGUAGUCUAUUUCAUUUGCUUCAAAGUUGAGAAACUCGUGAGGAGGAGAAAAGAGUGAGUGAAGGAAUGAGGGAAGAAGUCAUCAGCUCCGGAGGCACCAUUGAUCCAGCACCUGCUGCCAGUUCUGCUGGGGCAUCAUCCCCAGCCGUUCCAAUGAAUGUUGGCAGUAUAGAUGGGUCAAGUCAUGGACAAGUCUCUAAAGCAGCUUCUCUCUCGUGUGUUGGUUCACAACCACCAUGGACUUCCUUGAGCACAAGUGCUGGUGGGUCUUCCAGAUCCUGUAGACCUUGGGAAAGGGGAGAUUUAUUAAGACGCUUGGCUACAUUUAUUCCUAUAAAUUGGCUUGGGAAGCCUCAGAUCAUCAGUUCGUUGGCUUGUGCACAAAAAGGCUGGAUAAAUAAUGGCAUUGACAAAAUUGCUUGCGAAUCCUGUGGUGCUUGCUUGUGUUUUACAGCAUUGUCAUCUUGGACAUCAGCUGAAGCUCAAAAUGCCAGCGAAUCCUUUGCUAGGCAGCUGGAUUCGGAUCAUAAGGUAAAUUGCCCUUGGAAGGGAAACAAUUGUCCAGAAAGCUUAGUACAGUUCCCUCCAACACCUCCGUCUGCUUUAGUUGCGGGUUACAAGGAUAGAUGUGACGGACUCAUACAAUUUCAGCGUCUUCCUGUGGUAGCCAUCUCUGCAAUUGAGUUUAUGUCUGCUUCUCGAGGUCCACAAAUUGAACGCUUUCUAUCGCAGUCUCAAAAUUUUAUGUCAAGAGAAGUAUAUAUUAAACCAGAAAUUAUAUCUGAGUUUGACAACUCUCAAGAUGAGGCAUACUGUCUGUAUACUCGUGCACAGAAACUUAUAAGCCUUUGUGGGUGGGAACCACGGUGGCUUUUAAAUGUUCAAGAUUGCGAAGAACACUCUGCUCAAUCUGAAAGAAAUGGAUAUUCUUUCGGCCCUAGCAAGACUCAAAUUCAUCUUACUCAAGAUCCUGGUUCAAAGGCAGUUUCUGCUUCUACUAAAUUGGAUGAUAGAAAGGGAAAGGCAUCUGUCAAUGAGACUAGACUUGACUCAAAGAUACCAUUGCUUGAUUGUAGCUUAUGUGGUGCUGCAGUCAGAAUUUCAGAUUUUUUAUCAGUUCCUUGUCCUACUCGUUUUGUACCUAACAGUAUAGAUAUUCUUGAUGCUAGUAAAAAAUUAGGAUUGACUCGAGGAGCGAGUGCAGCAAGUGGAAUCAGUGGUUGGAUUGCAGCUGAUGAUACAGAGAAAGAUCAGACUGAUGACCGUGACGAAGUUGCAACAACAAAUGAGGGGAAAUUGGUCGCAAAUGAGGAUUUGGAUUUGAAUCUUACCAUGGCAGGGGGUUUUCCUUUUACUCCUUUGGGCAGGACGGCAACAUCUGAAUAUACUCAUGAUGAAGAUAUGGGAAGGGACUUAAUGAUCGGGCAGCCUGCUGGGAGUGAGAUUGGUGAUCGUGCGGCUUCAUAUGAAUCAAGAGGACCAAGCUCUCGUAAGAGAAAUUUUGAAAAAGGUGGAAGCUCAGAUGAACGCCCAAUUCUUAGGUUGCAGCAGCAGGCUGAUAGUGUAGAAGGAACUGUCAUUGAUCGUGAUGGAGAUGAAGUUACAGAUGGUGGACAAUAUUCAGCUGGUCCAUCAAAACGAGCACGUGAUUCUGAUAUUUUUGACCCUUACUGUUCACCUCGUCAAAGAGACUCAUCUGGUGCUGGUCCGAGUCAUUCAAGGGGUUUUGAGACUCAUGUUAGCGGAAAUCGAGUUUCUUCAAACCCUCAAGGUAGUGAUCGUCCAAUAGGAAUCCAAUCUACUAGGGACUCAACCCGCGCAUCAUCUGUCAUUGCAAUGGACACAAUAUGUCAUAGUGUGAAUGAUGAUUCUAUGGAAAGUGUUGAAAACUACCCUGGAGACCUUGAUGAUGUUCAUUUCCCCUCGUCUAGCACAUAUGGCAAUGUGGAUAUGAAUGAAACCUCUGAACUGAAUAACAGCAAUCUAGCUCAGCAAAGCACUUGCUUACAAACUGCUACUGAAGUUGUCCCUGGUGAAGUGGGCAUCAGUAGUACAAACUAUGGGGAAGAACAUUUCAAUGCAGAAACUGUGACUGCCCAGGCUCGAGAUGGAUUUAGUUUGGGCAUCAGUGGAGGGAGUGUUGGAAUGUGUGCUAGUCAUGAAGCUGAAAUCCACGGGGCUGAUAUAUCUGUGCACAGAGCUGAUAGUGUUGUUGGUGAAAUGGAACAGAGAGCAGAAGAUGCUGAACAUCAGGGACAAACAGGUGAAUAUGUUCCAGAUCCAGGUCUGAUGGAUGAGAUUAUCCCUGAUGAGAUAAACAGGGAAGAUCCUAUUGGUGAUAGCCAGGAGAUGAUGUCUCACUCUGCAGGAAGAACAGAUAGUGGGUCAAAAAUUGGCUGUUCUACAAAGGCAGAAUCUGUUGAAAGUGGUGAAAAGAUUAGUCAAAACUGCAAUCUUCUGCCUGCUAAUAGUUACCACCCAUCUCGUUCUUGUAAUGCUAAUAUUUAUUCAGGUUGUGAAAAUACCAAGGAAGAGAUCAUGAAGGAUGGUAAAUCUUCAUUUGCCAAUAAUAUUUCUCUCCCUGAAUCCGAUUUUGCCAUUGCAAAUGGAAUAGGCCCUCCAAAAGGAGAGAGUAAUUAUGAAGCUGCAGAGUUUGAUCCUAUUGCCUAUCACAAUCAGUGUUGCCCUUGGGUAAAUGGCAAUGUUGCUGCAGCUGGCUGUGCUAGUUCUGUUAUGAGAACAAGUAGUGAUGCAAUUGCCCUUUCCGGUUGGCAGCUGACUUUAGAUGCUUUGGAUGCUUUUCAAUCACUAGAGCACAAUGCAAUACCAACUGCACCGUCUGAGUCUGCUGCGUCCUUGUACAAGCAGAAUGACCAGCAAGCACCUGGUAAACAACUCUUUCGCAAUCACUCUCUGAGCAGAAGCCAUGGUCAACUUUGAGAUUUUAAUUUGGUUAUUGGGUGUUUCUAUUUCUUUGUAAGUGGGUAUGUCAUAUGCUUAUAGCUUGAAAAUUUGAUAAACAAAGUAAUGUAAAAUGAGAAAGUAAGGAUUUUAGAAGCGCAUUCGACAAUCUAUUCGAAGUAUUCUUGCAUAUUUCAGUCUCACUUGUUAGAGCUCAGUGAGUGUGUAGUGGACGUGUUACUUUUCUCCCUCCUAUGCCAUCAAGGAAACAAGUUGUUCAUCAGAACCGGGAUCUUGCCUCAAUCUAUAUAUUACUAGUCAAUAACCUGGAACAGUGGAAAGUUUCUAUGAAACAACUAUUUACUUCAAAGACCUGAAGUUUGAGCAAUUAAAUUGUAUAUACUGGAGAGUUCUUUAAUGAGGAAUUUGGUUUAGGCCUUUGGCCCUAUUGUAAUAUGUUAAUUAAUUAGUGUUUUCUCUUAAAUUUUCCCUUUUAUUUAAAUAUCAAGUGAUGUACAUUUUUACUAUUGAAUAAGUGAAAAUGUGAAUUCGGUCAUUUUCAUUCCUGA
This is a messenger RNA of Vigna radiata var. radiata (mung bean), 3560 nucleotides long. RefSeq lists its product as uncharacterized. The record is from RefSeq and is a predicted model, not a curated record. Gene Ontology annotation, cellular component: nucleus. Gene Ontology annotation, molecular function: zinc ion binding. The transcript is spliced from 7 exons. Bases 157 to 3030 code for a protein of 957 amino acids. NCBI's taxonomy places the organism in Eukaryota, Viridiplantae, Streptophyta, Magnoliopsida, Fabales, Fabaceae.